AAAAAAAUGAUAAAAAUGAUGAUAAUUUAAAUUCUAAUAACAUAAAUGAAGACGAUAAAGAAAAAAUUAGGGCAGAGCCGAAAAAAGAACGAAUUAAGAUAAUUCUAAACGAAAAGGAUUUGACAGAAUCUUUUGUUAAAGGAUCAGGAAACGGAGGUCAGAAAAUAAAUAAAACAUCGAAUUGUGUUGAUUUGAGACAUGUUCCGACUGGAAUUAGAGUUGUGCAAACAAGAUCAUUGCAACAAAAUCGUUCGAUAGCAAGAAAGUUAAUGAUCGAAAAGUUGGAUGAUUAUUUUAAUGGAGAUCAAAGUAAGUCGGCUAUUAAAAGAGAGAUUGCUAGGAAAAAGGAAGCAAAGAGGAGGAAAAGAGCCAAAGAAAAGUAUGGAAGUAAGAAAGAAGCAUCAAUAGAAUAA
Messenger RNA from Scutellospora calospora, 413 nucleotides. The record is from the annotation of a GenBank genome assembly. Lineage: Eukaryota; Fungi; Glomeromycota; Glomeromycetes; Diversisporales; Gigasporaceae.